UCUAGCAUGUUCGCUGAAAAACUAGAAGAAAAGGAUGCACACAGCAUGAAGGCAUGACAUUUGCAAGAAGUUUUACAGAGAAAUUUUAGUUUAAAAGGUCCUUUAUUUCUCAUUUCUACCUCAAAAGGAAGGGUCAGCCAGCGAGUUCGACGGUGGUUUUGGUGUCAGUGGAAAAUAAAUUAUAAGAAGAAUUUUAAUAAAGCUGACUUCACACCAGCAGUACCGAACUCUUUAUUGCCGUCAAGAAGAGGUGGAAGUGAUAGUCGAACUCGGAGCUGCAUGAUUCCCGGCCCUCUGGUGGACACAUCGCGUCAUUGCACCAAAGACCAAGCUGCUGCAAAAUUAAUGGACACACGUUCAUCUGUUGCUUCUUCAUAAAGACGUGCAGAAGCCAGACAUUUAAGUUAAUGUUUGGGAAGUGACACAAGGAGGGAGUAACAACAAGGAACUGUGUGAAGCCUGACAACAACAGCACAAAAGGUAACGGGAAGGGAAAUAAUGCAACAAAGUUCAAAGUGAAUUUAAGUCAAGUUAAAAGGAGAUUUUCACCAAGUAAAAAUCCAUAACAUUCCAAGUAAAACAAAAUGUCAGAAACAAAUGAAACAGAAACACUUGCUGAUGCAGAAAAGGCUGCCGUAGGUGAGCAAGUAGAUGAAACCUUUUUAAUUCAAUCUGGGCAAGAAGAGCUGCGUAGGAGUGAAAGACCUCGCAUGCUAACAGGAAAAGGAAGAGAAUUCCAUAAAGAAAAACUACAGGUGUUACAACGUCACUUUGAAAGCACUUAUGACAGAUGGAAAGCAUUAAUUAAAGUUGCUAAAAAAUCUGUUAUUAAAGGAGAUCCUGUUGACAUCCUUGAAGAUCACAUGGACAUUGUGCAAAGAGAACUAGCUGCUCUUAAUGAUAUUUAUGACCAAUACAGAGCAAAGGAUGGACCACCUCAUAAUAUGCGUUCCAAGUUAGACAAAUGUACAUCAGUGACUAAAGUAGUUUUGCAAAACAUCCAGUGCCAUGUUGAGGGAACAAAUAAGGAGGAGAUUGUUUGGCCUGAUGCCAGUUCUGUAUUUACAUCUUCUAGCUCAGCUAGUGUCUCAGUUCAUAGUCUGUUUAAAGCAUGUUCAGCUGUUUCUAAUGGCUCCUCCGCCAAAAGACAAGAAGCUGCAGCGGAGUAUGAAGCCACAAAGGCUGUGCUUAAGAUAAUGACUGAACAAGAGAAAUUCAGAGAAAAAAUCCAAACCAUAGAAGAAGAAGACAAACGCAUAACUGCAGAACAGCAAGCUGCUGUGAUGUCACAACUCCAGCUAGAGGAAAGAGAGGAAUCAGAACGCAAGUUGAAAAGAGAAAAAGAAAAGGCAGCUGUGAUAAAGAGACAACAAGAGGAAAGUGCUGCAAGGAGAAAGUCAGUCGAGGACUUAAAAAGGGAAAUUCAAAGACUGGAAAAUCUGAAAGGACUCAAUGCAGCAAAGGCAAAAUUACAAGUUUAUGAAGAGGACUACUUUUCAGUAAAGCAAGAAAGCAUCACUCCAAGUCCUGCAAACAUACAGUGGUCAUUUCUCCAAGAACUGCAGCAACCGAAUGACAUGCAACACAUGCUCCAAACGACAUCCCACAUGUCUGCAUGAAGAAAGACAAAGACAAGAGACAAAGAAAGAACAACCGAAAGACCAAGAAGCAGCUGAACGGAAGGAAACUCAGCAACAGGUAACACAGUCACAAGACGCAGUUAACGAAAUUACAUCUAACAGAGUGACUCAUGAAAGUAGAAACACACAGACAUCUGCAAUAGUACCUGUUUAUGUAUCCACACAAAAUGAGCCAAGCAAAGAAAUACUUACCUACGCUCUGCUGGACACACAGAGUGAUUCAUCUUUUAUUCUCAAUGAAGUAGCAAACAAUCUGGACACAGUUAAAACCCAGGUUAAGCUAAAAUUAUCUACGAUGUCAUCCAAGAAAACAAUUGUACCAUGUACAAAGCUUGAAGCUCUGCAAAUAAGAGGAUUGUUUUCCAAAAAGAAACUCACUGUGCCAAUUGCUUACACACGUGAUUUUAUACCUGCCAAUCGUAGCCAUAUUCCUACUCCAGACACGGCAAGGUCAUGGCCACAUUUGGAACAUCUCUCUGAAUACAUUGCUCCACCAUUGGACUGUGAGAUAGGACUCCUGUUAGGCUACAACUGUACACAAGCUUUAAUGCCCAGAGAAGUCAUAUGUGGUGAAGAAAACCAACCUUAUGCCCAGAAAACAGAUUUGGGCUGGAGCAUCAUAAGUUACUGUGAUUUAGUUGAUGCAGGCAGCGAUGUUAUUGGAGUAAGCCAUCGCAUCACUGUAAAGCAAGUAAUACCAGAGACUGAGCCAACCAUGAAGCUAAAGAAUAAGGUUCAUUACAUCUGCAAGACACAAGUAAAAGAAGUAACAGGACCAGAUGUAAUCAAAGCUCUUGAAGCAGAUUUUACAGAGAAAGCAGUGGAAGAAACAAGCAUUUCACAAGAAGAUGUCUGCUUCAUAAGAAAGCUACAAGAAGGAAUAAAACAAAAGCAGGAUGGACAUUUUGAAAUGCCCCUGCCUUUCAAAAACGACAGACCAAAUCUUCCCAACAACACGUCAUGUGCAAUG
Messenger RNA from Cyprinodon tularosa, 2610 nucleotides. RefSeq lists its product as uncharacterized. The record is from RefSeq and is a predicted model, not a curated record. Bases 585 to 1619 code for a protein of 344 amino acids. The transcript has 3 exons. Lineage: Eukaryota; Metazoa; Chordata; Actinopteri; Cyprinodontiformes; Cyprinodontidae.